AUGGGUAUCGACUUGGACCGUCACCAUGUGCGCAACAGCCACCGCAAGGCUGCGAAGAGCGACAACGUUUACCUGCAGGUGCUUGUGAAGCUGUACCGCUUCCUUGCCCGCCGUACCGAGUCCAACUUCAACAAGGCUGUUCUCCGCCGUCUCUUCAUGUCGCGCAUCAACCGUCCUCCCGUCUCGCUUUCGCGCAUUGCCGCCAACAUCUCCGAGGCCCAGAAGGGCAAGACCGUCGUUGUCAUCGGCACCAUCACCGACGACAACCGUCUCCUGAACGUCCCCAAGCUGUCCGUUGCUGCCCUGCGCUUCACCGCUACCGCUCGUGCCCGUAUCGAGAAGGCCGGUGGUGAGACCCUCACCCUGGACCAGCUUGCUCUGCGUGCCCCCACCGGUGCCAACACCCUGCUCCUCCGUGGCCCCAAGAACUCCCGUGAGGCUGUCAAGCACUUCGGCUUCGGUCCUCACUCUCACAAGAAGCCCUACGUCGCCAGCAAGGGUCGCAAGUUCGAGCGUGCCCGUGGCCGCAGACGUUCUCGCGGUUUCAAGGUCUAA
Penicillium manginii is the source of this 555-nucleotide messenger RNA. Its product is annotated as 60S ribosomal protein eL18. Gene Ontology annotation, molecular function: structural constituent of ribosome; RNA binding. Gene Ontology annotation, biological process: translation. Lineage: Eukaryota; Fungi; Ascomycota; Eurotiomycetes; Eurotiales; Aspergillaceae. Gene Ontology annotation, cellular component: cytosolic large ribosomal subunit; ribosome. The coding region runs from base 1 to 555 and encodes 184 amino acids. The transcript is spliced from 4 exons. The record is from RefSeq and is a predicted model, not a curated record.